CACACCAGUAGACCAACGUGACUGACGUAUAGGCCUGCAACAGUGUACUGUACGCAGUAGCAGUGUAGCACAACCUCACGCAUCUUUCGUGUACCCGGUCUCUGUACCAUUCGGAAUCCCUCUAGUCUCUGCUCACUGCUCACAUCACAUCACCAGUACAGUCGGGACACCGCGAUGUCGCUCCGGCGCCUCCUCGGUCUCUCCGCCGCCGUCACCGGCGGCCUACGCCGCUCCCUCUCCACGGGCGCCGCCUCCCGUCCUCCCUGGGUCUUGUUCGAGCAGGCGUCAGCGGCCGCCGGGUCGGCACCGGGCGCGUGCGUGCGCAUCGUCGAGCCUCCGCGACUCUCCGACCUCACCGUCCCGGCGGCCCUCGUCGACACCAGCGACGUGCCCGACCCCGACAGCGACAUCAUGCAGGUCCUCCCCUGCGGCGUGUGCUCCGCGAGCGGCGACGGUCUCCUCCUCCUCAUCGUCCACGACAGCCGCUUCACGGCCCCCAUCCGCGCCAAGCAGGGCGCCAACCACGUGCGCACCAUAACCGGCUACGACCACCGCCACUGCCCAGACACCACGCGUUUCCUCUGCAACCCUCUCACCGGCCAGCUCGCCCGCCUCCCGGUCAUCGAUGGCAGGAGGAAGCUCCUCUGCGGCCCGCACAUGGGCGUCCUCACCCAGGCCGACGGCGGCGGGGACGGGCCUCCCGACAGGCUCGCCGUCGCCGAGCUGCAGACCAACAGGUUGCUCCGCUUUCUCUCGGAUACGGGCGAGUGGGACGUGCCGCACACCGCGCCGUACCAGCUCCCGCUCGGGCGGCGGUUCUACUCGGAGGAGGGCGAUUUUGACCAGGAGGCCUUCGCCUUCGCCGGCCGGCUUUGGUGGAUGGACCUCACCUGGGGCGCCAUCUCGGCGGACCCGUUCAGCGACAGGCCGGAGGUCCAGUGGGUCGAGCUGCCCAGGGGCAGCGUGAUGCCUGAACGACCCGUGCCGGCCGAGAGCGCGCUGCUUGGCUUGGAGGGCGCAGAGGCCGCGUGGAAGUACGCGCUGAGCAGGUACCGACGCAUGGGGGUCAGCGAGGGAAAGCUGCGGUACGUCGAGGUGUCGGAUCGGGAGCCGUUCGUGCUCAGCUCCUUCGCUCUAGGCGACGACGGCUGGACGCUGGAGCACCGCGUGGCGCUCAGCCGCCUCUGGGCUGACGACGGAGAUCACCCCUGGCUGCCCUUGCCGGAGAAGACCACGCCGCAAAUCGGCGCUCUCGACCCGCUCAACGGCAAUGUCAUCUACCUGAUGGUCGGCAGGCAUAGCGUUGGCGUGGACAUGGGCAGGGAGGAGGUGAUUGGGAGUGCUCUGCACAGAGGCACUGGGUGCUGUGUGCCAUGCGUGCUUCCACCCUGGCUUGAAUCGACCCGGAUCCCUGCUCCCGCAGGCAAGAAGGUUGUCGAGGAAAACAAGAAGUUGGCAGAUGUUCUGGUUCGCUCGGGCGGAAACCACGUGAAAUGAAGCAUACCAAGUUACCAGUUGAUGUAUCUCCGGGUUCCUUAAAUCUAACAAUCAAGUAGUAGCUGAUGGUGGCAGUUUUCCGGACACCCAUUUUGUGGGAAAGCUAGAAAAGUUCAGAGUUCUGGGAGUUUGCUCAUGAACUACUCUUUUUCAGAAAUCUGGAAGUUGGUUUGGACUUUAAGUUCAUACUAGACAUUCUAGUAGAAUCACUCAACUGAAUCAAUAUGCUUUUUGGUUGCAAGGCAGUACGUUCAUGUUUUUGUACCACCUCGUGAGUGAUUUUGAUUAAGGACCUCCUCUGUUUACCCAUCCCUACGGUAUGAGUGAGAGAUGUGACGAAGUAA
This is a messenger RNA of Lolium perenne, 1841 nucleotides long. RefSeq lists its product as uncharacterized. Lineage: Eukaryota; Viridiplantae; Streptophyta; Magnoliopsida; Poales; Poaceae. The record is from RefSeq and is a predicted model, not a curated record.